GUUCGGGGGCCACAGCGGGCCACUGACCGCAUGAGGCCAGUCUCUCCCCAAUCAAUAUUCUUGAUUGCUUCUGAGCGCGCCCUAUCCACCCCUCUUGAACCCUACACAUGUAGCCAUCGUGGAAGGUUUCACUGGCAUGCUUCGCUUCCGCCACCUACUGCGUGUAACUAUUUGUGGCGAAAUCGGUGCAACAUCUAAUUUUCGUUCAUCACCAAAUCGCUUUAGCCCUGGCUUAUAGCAAUAAUUUGAGGUAGGAGCAAUUUGAUGUAUUGAAAAUCGGCUGAGGCACGCCGGGCGGCGUCCCGGUGUACCCGCUGUCCUCUGACAACAGCCCACGAGUCAAUCGAUGCCUCCGCGGCCCGCCGGCUCGCUUGAAGCGCUGCAACGGAGGCGGCUCCUAGCGUUGCAGCUGGGGCUGGCGCAGUCGCCACGUGCCCCCGAGGCAUCUCGGCUGAGCGCCUGGCUGGGGGUAGAGCCGUCGCUCUUCGCGCCACGGACGCCGCCAGGCCCGGGAAGCCCGCAGCGGGAGCAGGAGCAGGCGCGGGAGCAGCCGCAGCAGCAUCACCCCGGUCAAGAGGCGCUGGACCAGCAACCGGCACGGCAGGAGCAGGAGCAGCAACCGGCACGGCAACCGGCAGGGCAGCAGGCGCAGCAGCUGCAGCAGCAGCUGGCGCAGCAGCCGGGCGCGGGUGACGGCCUGGGCCUGCAAGCGCUGGACAGCCUUGCUGCCACACGGCGGCACAUCGUCAUGGCACGUCAGGCGCUGCGUGUGCGGCGCUCGGAACCCGUACGGGCCACGGCGGCGCCCCAGAGGUCAAGCUUGGCGGUGCCAGGCUCGACGUUUUCUAGCACCCGACGACCGACUGCCACAACCUCCUUGAAUGCGGAGACAUUUACUAGCUGGCGCACAAGUUUGCGUGCAUCCAUCCUACAUCCUGCGUGUCAGUCGCGCCAGUCGCCCCAGCGUGUCGAGCAGCCUGGCGGCACGGCCCCAAGGCGCCCGCCCAGGUGGUCAUCUGACGCCGGCGGCCGCAGCAGCGUCGGGAGCAGCAGUAGCGGCGGGGAUGGCGCCGGCAGUAGAAGCGGCAGUUGCAGCGGCAGCAGCAGCAGUGGUGGUGGUGGGAAUGGCAACAAUGAAAGCAUCCGCAGCAGCGCGAGCGGCAGAAGUGUCCGGGCGUCGGCCAGUGGCCACCCCCGCAAAGCUUCGUCGGCGUCUGCAGCCCCGCCGUCAGGCGGCCUGCCCGCACAGCCUGCUACUCCUGUGCUCAUGUCACGGCCAGGGGGGCCCCCGACCCCGGACGUGAACUUUUUAUCUGACAGCGGAAGCGACACGGGCAGCGACGGCGGCCCACAGCCCAGCCGCGUGCGCACCAGGCACUGCCGCCGUGUGGCCGACCCGUGCCGCCCCGGGGGGCCCACGACCAUCUUUGCUGGUCAACAUGGAGUGCGUGAUGGCGGUGACGGCGGUGACGGCGGUGGCAGCAGCGUGCGGGCAGACCUGGGGAGGAUGUGGAACCAGCGGCGCGAGUGGCGGCGCAUCGCUCGCCGGGACGACUGGGUUGCGGAGCCGGCGGAGCCGCCGCCCCUGCCGCCGCCGCUGGGGUCUCAAGGGCAGGUGGGCGGCGGUCCGACCGCCACCCGCGCGCCCGCAGCUGCGGGGCCUGCAGGGCUGGUGGUGUACGGCCACUGCCGGCCGCUGGAUGCGCGUGAGCGGUUGGUGCAGGCGGUGUGGCGGGCGGCGCGGGCUGAGCCGGUGGCGGCGGCGCUGCCGGCGGUGCAGUCGCGGGCGUGUGCGGACUUGGUCCGGCGCAACAAGGACCUGGUGGCGAUGUUCUCAACCAUGCAGAUGACACCGCAAGCCCGCAACAGCGCUCAGGGGCUGGUGCGGGUGUUCCAGGACCAGAUAGCCAAGUCGCAGGCCCGAAUGCAGGCCGCAUACCCCGACUGCCGGGAAGUGGGCCGGGCUGCGCUGGAGUUUGUCCACGACUUCGACACAGACGCUUAUCGCUGCGGCAUCGUAGCUGCUGCAACCUGUGUUGUGGAGAGCGGCGCGCGCGUUUCCAUGCCAGGUUUGACGAAGGCGGACCCAGCGGCACCGGCGGUCGGUGCAGCGGCGCCCGGUGGCGGCGGCGCCUGCCGGCCCUGUCCGGCCUACGGCGCCAGUCCGCAACUGGAGGCAGAGGCUGGAAUGGUGCUGCUGUGGGCGCUGGCGGGCAUGCGGCCAGCCCGGCUGCUGGGACGGCGGCGCGAGUCGGCUGUGGCCGCACUGUGCCGCGGGCUGCGGCAGCGGCUGCAGCAGCGGGGCGGCAGCGGGCUAUCAAUGCUGAACUGCGGCGGCGGUGGCGGCGGGGCGGGAGGCGGGCAGCUGCUGACCAGCGUGCCGCUGCUGGUUGUGGACGUGCACCGCGACCUGGCUGUGACGGAGCUGGCGGCGCGGCUGCGGCGGCUGCAGCACCGGGCGCUCACAGCCGCCCAGCAGCCGCCCGGAGCCACGGCUGCAGCCCCCGCCCGGAGCGACGCCGCUUCCUCCGCUUCCGCCGCCGCCGCCGCCGCGGCAGCCGCGGCGUCGGUGUCGGCCCCAGCACGACCAGCCACUGCCACUGCCACUGCCACUACCGCCACAGCGCAGCCCGAAGCGUGGCUGCGCCUGGCGCGGAUGUCUCUGGGGGCCGCGUACGCUACAGCAGCGGCUGCAGGAGCUGCCUCUGCACCACACGCUUCCGGCUGUAGCAGUAGCAGUAGCAGGGGCAGUGACAACGGCAGCAGCAGCAACAGCCGUGUCGUGAGGGCGGCUGCCGAGGCCCUGGCACGGGUGAUGGAGCGCGCGGGCGGGGCGGCGGCGGCCGUGUGGGGACCCGCCCUUCAAGCCAUGGUGCAGGAGGACCGCCUGCGCCGCAGCCUCGAGCCGCCUGACGCCGCGGCCGCAACUGUUGCAUUCGGUGUACAUGGGCCCGGAUCGAGAUUUGGAUCUGGAUCUGGAUUCAAUCCGUUUGGAUCGGGACCCAACACCACGCAGCACAACCAGCAGCUGCAGGCGGCGUGUCGGUCCGGCGGCGUGGCGGGUGCCGCCGCGGUCCUGGCACGAGCAGACCCCGGGGCCCUGGCGGCGGUGGCGGGGCUGCUGCCGCCGGCCACGGCGGUGGCGAGCGGCGUCAGCGCGGCGGCGGGCGUGUCAUCCAGCAGGGCGGCGGGCGGCGACGGCGGCGGCGCAGGACUAGCGGCGUUUGGGGAGGCGUACUGGCGGCUGGAUUACCUCGGUUUCUUUCCCGUGGUCACGCUGGCGGCGGCGGCGGCGCCGGCGCCGGCGGCGGGGGUGGCGGUACCGCCCGCGGCAGUUGGAGGUACGCUUGCUGCCACAACCGCUCCCGGUGUGCCCGCAAGCAGUGAGUUUGAGGGGCACCCGGUGGGAGGUCAUGUCGGCACCGCGGCGGCAACGCCUGUGCAGCAGCCCGUGGAGGAGGCUGUGCUGGUGGGCCGGGCCGGUGGCGGAAGCGGCAGCGACGGCCGCAGCGCGGGCCUGUGUCUGGGUGAGCUCUGUGCCUGGCUACAGGCUGGGCGGCCCGUGGCGUGCGCCGGCGGCGCCGCGGUGUGGCAGGUGCUUUUACUGCUGCAGCAGCUGCAGCAGCAGCAGCAGGGCCAGUGCCAGGAGCCGGCACGUACAGCUGCGGGGCCGGGCGGCAGCACAGGCGCGCCGUACAGCUCCAACGCGCUGGGUGUGGCGUGGGUGCCGCACCGGCUUGUGCCGCCUGAGGAAGCGCGGUGCGCGGCCCCGGCGCGCUGGCUACAGCCAGACGGGGAGCUGGGCGGCUGCUGCAUCGUGCUACAGCCGCUGGGGCCGCUGCUGCUGCCGGGCACCGAGGGCAUAGCGUCAGCGGGUGGAGGUGUUGCGGGGGGCGCAGGUGGGGGCGGCGACCUGCCCGCCACAGCGGCGGCGGCAGCGGCGGCGGCGUGGCUGCCCGGCGCUGACGUGCUUCACGUACACCCAUCCGUCUGUGAAUCCUGGCUGCGGCACCAGAUGCUGGCGGCCGUGCAGCGGGCCGGCCGGGCCGCGCUGUGCUGCGAGGACGCACGGGCGCUGGAGGUGGCGGUGGCCGCCCUGUGCAAGGCCCGCGCGGAGCUACAGCUGGAGCGGCCCGACCGCCAGCUUGCGUGUGCGGCGUGGCCUGUGCCGGAGACUGAAGCGGCGGCAACACGUGGCGGAGGUAGCAGCAGCAGCAGCAGCAGCAGCAGCAGCAGCAGCGGCAGCAGCGGCAGCGGCAGCGGCAGCAGCAAAGGUGACGGUGAUGGUGACGGCAAUGCCACUGGGGGUUCUGUUUGCUGCUGGGGAGGAAGCUGUGCCGCGCUGCGCCGAGGAGGCGCGGGCGGGGCCGGGGGCGGGGUCCGGAUGAUGCUUGCGCUUGUGGAGGUUACGGGCACUGGGGGUGGCAGCGAGGCUGGGGGUGUGGCCUUGUGUCCACAGAAGGCGGCUGAAAGUGCGUGCACAUGCGGGUGACUGGGUGGCAUGAACACGGUGCGUGGCUGUCAUGGAUGCCUCCUUUGUUGAUAUCUGUGUGUCCUCUGUCAGGCUUGACUGCCUUGGCACGUGGUUUGCAACAGCGCUGAGCCGUUUUGCCGCCUAUAAUUGGUGGUGGCAGUGCCACAGCGAGAGUCAGGGUGCCGGGGGUGUUCUGCGUGUGCAGAUGGGUUCAGAGCAGUGCGGAGGGGACAACCUCAGUGUGGGGACAACCUCAGCAUUACAGCAGCAAUUCUCGGUGCUUAAAUCCAUGCCUGUCUGGCCAGGGCUUGCAUCUUCGGGGAGCGGCAAGAAACGGGCCCCAAUGCAGGCCCCCAGGCGAGAAAGGUUGAGCAUUUCCGGGGUGCAUUCUCGCCGCUUGGCCGCUUGGGGCUGAACCCCCGGCUCGAGCCCGGCUAGCCGUUGGCGGUGCUUGCGAGGGAUUCGGAAUGAGGGUAUCGCGGACUUACGUGUGGAGUGGCGUGGGCAAGGAGGCGUGGCGUGGCAGGACGGGCAUGCGGUGUCUCGGCUAAGCGUUGGCAGGCCACUAUGCUAGUCCCGCUGGGUUUUGCAAGGGUGCUGUUCAUGUCGCCGGUACCCAUCGUCAU
Molecule: messenger RNA, 5100 nt
Organism: Chlamydomonas reinhardtii
Lineage: Eukaryota; Viridiplantae; Chlorophyta; Chlorophyceae; Chlamydomonadales; Chlamydomonadaceae
Exons: 11
Coding region: 347-4492 (1381 amino acids)
Source: RefSeq, a predicted model, not a curated record